AUGUUGUUCCGGUGCAACGCGUUUACACAUUCGCAAUUUAAGGUACAUACACACUUAAGGAACGGAAAACUACAGGAGAACGAUCGACUGCUGAACAUCAACAACCAGCAACUGACCUCACAAACAACUCAGAAGCAAAUACUUCAUGCACUUGCAUCCAACACCAUCAACAUUCUCAUUGCAAGAAACCAAUUCGGUUCCGUCAUCAAUUUGCCUGAAUCAGUUGAGAAUUUGACAUUUUCAACACUUUCAAAGCCGUCUAAGACAGAUACUACUUCAAAGCAAAGACCUAUUUCGUUGUUCCUACCGAAGAAUGUUGAGUUCUGCGACGAGAGUUACAAAGGUUGCGAGGUGCCAGACAGUGUGGAUGCAUUUCAGAAGCAAUCUCAAGGUCUGAUUGCCUUCGACAAGCAAGUCAUCAGCUCGCUGAAAAAGCAAAAUCUAAAACAAGAUAAACAACAACAGCAGCAGCUGAAAAGAUUGCAACAACAUCAGCAGCAUCUGCAACUUCUGCAACAGCAUCAACAAUUGCAACAGAAGCAACAACAACAGAAACAACAACUGCAACAACAAUCUUUCAAAUCUAAACCUCUUCCACAGCCAGUUUAUUCUCAAACUUCUAUUCAAUGUUUUCAAAAUUCGCCUUCGCACUCCCCAAAGCUAACUCUACCACAACAACAGCCACAACAGCAACCACAACAACAGCCACAACAGCAACCACAACAGCAACCACAACCACACAUAUCGUCAUCAAUAUCAACAUUACAACUAUCAUCAUCAUCGUCGCCGUCAAAGUCUCCAGAAGGUUCUAUCAAUAGAUCAGCAGCCACUGGAGCGCCUCCACUGAUACAGAAAGAUGCCGUUGGGCAAAAUGAAACUCCACUGGCAGAAAUGGUGGUCGGUACUAUUGAUCUGCCAGAUUCACUUCUAGUUCAUUAUAAAUAUAAACUUUCAUGA
Molecule: messenger RNA, 957 nt
Organism: Helobdella robusta
Lineage: Eukaryota; Metazoa; Annelida; Clitellata; Rhynchobdellida; Glossiphoniidae
Exons: 2
Coding region: 1-957 (318 amino acids)
Molecular function (GO): protein binding
Source: RefSeq, a predicted model, not a curated record